Messenger RNA from Trichomonas vaginalis G3, 1737 nucleotides. RefSeq names its product Potassium Channel Kv1.1, Chain A domain-containing protein. NCBI's taxonomy places the organism in Eukaryota, Parabasalia, Trichomonadida, Trichomonadidae. The transcript has a single exon. The record is from RefSeq and is a predicted model, not a curated record. Bases 1 to 1737 code for a protein of 578 amino acids. Gene Ontology annotation, molecular function: protein binding.
AUGGCGGUAUCUUUUUCAUCUUUAUUGCAAUCAAAAGCAUUUAGUGACUUAUGCUUGGUGGCAAAUGGAACUAGAAUUUCUAUACACCGUGCUAUUGUUGCAGAAAGAUCUGGUUAUUUUCAUGAUUUAUUUGCUAAAGAUCCCUCACAAAAAAUCGUUGAAAUAACACUUCCAGACCCUUGUUCAGAAUGUCUCCCACAUGUGUUAAAUUUCCUAUACAGUGAUCCAAAUUUCCAUGUUACAAAAAAUUCAUUCGGUCCCAUCUUAAAUAUUGCCGUUUGCUUUAAAAUUCAGGCACUAAUUGACACUCUUUUUGAAUGGAUGAAAGCUAAUAUCACUGCUGAAAAUACAAUGUAUUUCUAUUUCGCGAUAAAAGAUAUUCAAGAUAAAUUAAAAGCUGAAAAUGAUACACAAGAUAAAUCAAAAGCAGAUGCCGACACACAAAAGCAGUAUAUUCAAAAGCAAUUAGAAGAAACUUUUAUGACAACAAUUAUUGAUAAUAUUGUCCUUCAUUUUGAAUUGAUUGAUAGAGGAGAUAUAUGGUCUCUUCCUUAUAAUACGUUCUAUACAGUAAUUACUCACAAAAACUUCAACUCCUCGUCUUUUUGUCUGAGUUCUGCAAUCGCAUACACAAUAAUGAAUAAUAGCAAGCUAGAAAAGUCAGAAGUUGAGACUUUAUUGUCUCUUUAUCUACAAAUUGAUUGGCCCGCGAGUAUUACUGAACUUGUUCAGAAUUCUGCUCCAAACGAUCCAAGAAACCAAAAUUCUAUAUCAUCUCUGUUACUUCCUUUCGUUGCAAAGCAUUUUAGAAGGAUUCCAAAUACGGAAUUCUCUAAAUUCCCUCAUAAAUUUAUGACAGCUCUUGUAAGUCGUGAUGAUUUGAAUGCUCCAUCAUCUGAAUAUGUCCGCCAGCAAAUACAAAAUCUGACUAACAGUACGACCAGAGUUAAUAAACAAAGAAACCUUCAAAUGUGGGAAGCAUUUCUUGGCGAUGGCAAAGAAAGAGAAUACCAUACAUUACCUGUAACCAAAGAAAAUAUAAGAGUUUUAAUUUUGUCAUCCGUUUACCUUGACGUUCUCACAGAUAUCAAACAAGAUUUAGUUGAAGGAGGAAUCCAAGCACAAAACAUUUUCCUCUUCAAUGCUGAUACUGGUCAUCCUACAAGCACUCUCCUCUUCCAAUUUGAUGUUGUUUUGGCUUUUACUCAUUACCAAUUUGAAAAUCCAGACAUAACAUGCUCAUUCCUUUACGAUUACGUGCAGAAUGGUGGUGGCCUUGUCACAUGCUACGGUUUCUGCAGAGAUGAUGAAUGGGGAUUAGGAGAUGAAGCUUUGGAUAGUUUAAUGCCGUUCGCAAGAGGAACCCAGUUGACCAAAUGCGCCAGAGAGAAGGUCAUUGUUGAAGAUAAUCAUCCACUCAUGGAUGGAAUCAAAACAAUAAGACACGGAGAAUUUAGUCCAAGAUGCAACGUUAAAUUGAAUGAAGGCGCAACAUUAGUUGCUAGUUUUGCAGAUGGUGUCCCUCUCGUUGCCUAUAAAGAAACAAACAGAAUGAAUCAGAAGAUUGUUUCAAUUAAUUUCUAUCCUGUAUCGUCCAGAGUCCAUAGACUUGGUUUUCCACCUGAUCAGCCUUGGACACAAAUAUUUACACGAGCUAUUCUUUAUGCUUGUGGAAUUGACAUUUCUAAUAAACCAGAAGAAGCUUCUGGUGAUGAAGAUCCAGCUCCCGCUGAUUAA